This is a messenger RNA of Vicia faba (fava bean), 2058 nucleotides long. The record is from the annotation of a GenBank genome assembly. Lineage: Eukaryota; Viridiplantae; Streptophyta; Magnoliopsida; Fabales; Fabaceae.
AUGAAGAGGUCCAAAGAUGAUGUUUACAUGAGUUCACAACUCAAACGCCCCAUGCUGUCUUCUAGAGGAGAACCCUCGGGGCAACCCCAAGUGAUGAGUGGUGGUCAGAAGUUAACUACAAAUGAUGCUUUAUCGUAUCUAAAGGCAGUAAGAGAAAUGUUUCAAGAUGAUAAGGAGAAGUAUGAUGAGUUUUUGGAAGUCAUGAAGGAUUUCAAGGCCCAAAGAAUUGAUACAGCUGGUGUCAUAGAAAGAGUGAAGGAGCUUUUUAAAGGGCAUAAAGAUUUAAUUUUGGGAUUUAACACCUUCUUGCCAAAGGGAUAUGCAAUCACACUUCCAUUGGAAGAUGAACAACCUCCACAGAAGAAGCCUGUUGAAUUUGAAGAAGCUAUAAAUUUUGUGGGCAAGAUUAAGACUCGUUUUCAAGGCAAUGACCGUGUUUACAAGACUUUUUUAGACAUACUAAAUAUGUACAGAAAGGAAACCAAGUCUAUCACCGUGGUUUACCAAGAGGUUUCUGCUCUCUUCCAAGACCAUGCAGAUCUUCUCGAGGAGUUUACUCAUUUUCUUCCUGAUACCUCUGGAGCAGUCUCUGCUCAUUUUGCCUCUGCUCGUAAUUCUCUCCGUGAUAGGAGCUCUGCAAUGGCAACAGCAAGGCAAUUGCAUGUUGACAAGAGAGAAAAGACAACAGCUUUGCAUGCUGAUCGUGAUCUCAGCAUCGAUCAUCCUGAUCCAGAACUGGACAGAGGUGUGAUGAGGGCUGAUAAGGAGCAUAGAAGACGCGAGAGAGAAAAGGACCGUAGAGAAGAGAGAGACAGGAGAGAACGGGAUAGGGAUGAUAGAGAUUAUGAUAAUGACGAUGAAAAGCUUGACAUGCGCCCUAUCUCGUCCGCUUCUGAGGAUAAAAGUUCUUUGAAAAGUAUGUGUAGUCCAGUGCUUGCUUUCCUUGAAAAAGUCAAGGAGAAAUUAAGAGGUCCUGAGGAUUACCAGGAAUUUUUGAAGUGCCUACAUAUCUACAGCAGGGAAAUAAUCACCCGACAAGAACUACUAGCAUUGGUGGGUGAUUUACUGGGAAAAUAUGCCGAUAUUAUGGAGGGAUUUGAUGAGUUUGUGACACAAUGUGAACAAAAUGAAGGAUUCCUUGCUGGUGUCAUGAAUAAAAAAUCCUUGUGGAAUGAAGGACAUGGACAGAAACCAAUGAAGGUAGAGGACAAAGACAGAGAUCGUGACAGGGAUGAUGGGGUGAAAGAAAGGGACCGUGAACUCCGAGAAAGAGACAAAUCCACUGGAAUUGCCAAUAAGGAUGUUUCUAUUCCUAAGGUGUCUUUGAGCAAGGACAAGUAUGUAGGAAAACCUAUAAAUGAACUGGACCUUUCUAACUGUGAACAAUGUACUCCUAGUUACCGUCUUCUACCAAAAAAUUACCCAAUACCGAUAGCUAGCCAGAGAACUGAACUAGGUGAUGAAGUAUUGAACGAUCACUGGGUUUCUGUUACAUCAGGAAGUGAGGAUUAUUCCUUUAAACACAUGCGCAAAAAUCAGUAUGAAGAGAGUUUGUUUAGAUGCGAAGACGACAGGUUUGAACUUGAUAUGUUGCUAGAGUCUGUUAAUGUGACAAAUAAGAGAGUUGAAGAGAUCUUAGAAAAAGUUAAUGCUAAUAUAAUUCCAGGAGACAUCCCAAUUCGUAUUGAGGAGCACUUAACAGCCCUAAAUCUUAGGUGCAUUGAACGAUUAUAUGGUGACCACGGGCUUGAUGUGAUGGAUGUAUUGAAAAAGAAUGCAUCUCUUGCUUUGCCAGUGAUAUUAACCCGCUUGAAGCAGAAACAGGAGGAGUGGGCAAGAUGCCGCGCAGAUUUUAAUAAAGUUUGGGCUGAAAUAUAUUCGAAAAAUUAUCACAAAUCACUUGAUCAUCGAAGCUUUUACUUUAAGCAGCAGGAUGCAAAAAGCUUGAGCACUAAAGCUUACUUACGCCACAAUGAACUUGGUGGAGCUAGAGGAGAAGACGACUUCGACAUAAUGUUGAGGAAUGAGAAUCUGGUGUGGUGGAUUGGGGGUGGUUGA